Molecule: messenger RNA, 1554 nt
Organism: Macroventuria anomochaeta
Lineage: Eukaryota; Fungi; Ascomycota; Dothideomycetes; Pleosporales; Didymellaceae
Exons: 4
Coding region: 1-1554 (517 amino acids)
Source: RefSeq, a predicted model, not a curated record
AUGGCCUUUGAAGAUGCCAUGGAUAUUGCUUCGAACGAUGACCAGGACGACUACACGGAGGAUACCACACUGGUGGGAAUGAAUGAUGGCGACGGCGACGGCUUCAAGCUUGAUGGCUUCGACACUCUGGGGCUCGAAAUCGAUGAGGAUGACGAAGACGACAUUGGCGACUACGAUGAUGCCAUCGUUGGCAAGAAGCGCAAGCGCGCCGGCACUGAAGCUCCUGAGAACAACCUGAAUCACUCCAAGCAGACCAACAUGCGCAUCAAAGCGGAGGGCGGAGAGGCCUUUAUUCUCUAUGAAGGCACUUCCUCUCUCGCAAAUCACCAGAGUACUCGAGUGUUCGGCACAUUCGGUCGUCGCGACCGCCAAAAGGGUGAGAGCCUACCCGCAUACCACAAGAAGGUCUCUGCAGAGCUGGACUCCGACGACGAACUCAUGCUCGAGAUGCGUGAGAAGGGAUAUAGUGACCGCCAGAUUGCCGAGAAGCUCGCAAAAGACGGUCGCGUUCGCUAUGAUCAGAAGUCCAUCUCUACGCGCAUCAUGCGCAUCCGUCUUGCGCAGGCUGAGAAUGUCGACUUCCUCCUGCAAGAGGGUUACAGGGAGUGGGAGUUUGAGGAUGACCAGCGUCUCGCUCAAGCCUAUGCUCUCGCCGAUAUUGAGAUCAGCUACGAGAUUGAACGUAUUCGUGCCUGGCGCUUCCGCAAGGUUUCCGAGUACAUGCGCCGCCUCAAUAAGGGCUCGCUCUUCUCAGCCAACGCCUGCCGCACCCGCUAUGGUCAGCUCACGUCAGGCACUGCUCGCAUCCCGUGCGACGUAGACGAUGACCCAGAUACCCGUCGCGAAGAGCUCGAAGUCUUCCGCCUAUCACGCGAAGCAGCCCGAGAGAAAGAGGCGGCUGAGAAAGAGACCCGAGAGGCCAUGGAGAAGCGCGUCAAGGACGCGGUCAAGAUCAAGAACGCUCAGAAGGCCGAAGAGAUCGCUAACAAGCGCGCAGCAAAAGAGCAGGAGAAGGCCCAGCGUGCUAUGCAGCGAGCUGCCCAAGCUCAGCUUCGCAUGCAGAAGGCAGCUGAAAACCAGAAGGCAAAGACAGAGCGCAACGCGCAGAUCAAGAAGGCUGAUUCCAAUCCUAAGAAGCGUGGAAAGAAGACCAAGUUGGAUACGGACGCGUCCACCAAAUCGACAUCGUCGAAGACCCUGGCGUUCAAGACCACCAAAGCCACCAAGGAAGUCCCUGAGACGGUCGAUCCGCGCUCUUACCUCAACAUGACCGACCUUACCAACCUCUGCGUCAACCGCGGCCUUCCUACCGACGACAAGACGAAGAAGGAGCUUGUCGCAUCCCUCGCCGACGCUGACAUGGAGUGGAACCACGACCAACUCUGCAAGAUGUGCAAGGCGAAGGGCCUCAACGCGGGUGGCACCAAGCUUGUCAUGCGCUAUCAGCUGGCUCUCAAGGCGGCACAGAUGUGUCCCAGCUUCGAAGCAGGCAUGAAGGCAGCGGAGGAAAAUGAGGACCAGGGUGGCGAUGACAUGAUUGUAGACGCCGAAUAA